UCACCCUCUUCCGUAUGUUUUGCCACAUUCAGGGCCAGAAACGCUAAAUGGAAACUCCCCAUGCGGACCCAGAGUAUGGCCUUCGCUGACAGUCUUGUUGGGAAUUAAAAUAUAGUAACGGCAAUGAUUUAUACGGACAAGUCGCAGUAGAGUAGCAAUUAGAGAACACGUGUACUUAUGAGGAGGUCGAAGAAAACCGAAGCACUGCAUUGAACUAGAAGAAGAGACUGAUCCCUCCCAUAUCAGCAAAGCUCGAUAUACUGAACCUUCGUGACAAUGAGAACAGCCACGGUAAUCAGAACGACCAUCAUCUUCAAACGACAUAGCUUUACAUAGUGCAACGCAAGGCCACCACGGUCACGCACAGCUUCUUCAUAGUUGCAGCAUUGUGACCAACAUUGCACGACGUCAUCCACGUUACUUCAGAAUCAAGGUGCUUUCGAAGUGGUGGAAGAUUUGUAGUAGGCGCGUUUCAGGAAGGUAAUUAGAAGAAGCUCAUCCAUCAGACCAUCUUCUCAACGAGUUGUCGUUGUUGGUGUCGGGAGGACAGAAAUCCUGGGCGACUGGAGUAGAGUGGAGUAGAUGGACGCAGGUGCCAGAAUAUAAAUUGAGCUAGAGAGUUGUGGGAGAGGCAAAGAUGGGACUGGCAGUGCUGCCCAUCCAUGCCUACACCUCGGAGAUACUGGAAACAGUCGCUAAGAAUGCAGUGUGUGUUUUAAUUGGAGAAACCGGUUCCGGAAAGACCACGCAGCUGUCUCAAAUGUUCCACCAAGCUGGCUACACAAAAUCCGGUCGAAUUGGUGUGACUCAGCCCCGUCGAGUAGCUGCUGUUUCUGUUGCCCGGAGAGUUGCCUUUGAAAUGGGCGUACAGGUGGGCGAAGACGUCGGAUACUCCAUACGAUUCGAAGAUAGAACAUCCUCCAAGACAGCAAUCAAGUAUCUUACUGACGGUUGUCUCCUUCGAGAAUGUCUGUUUGAUCCAGAGCUCCACCAGUAUUCAGUCAUCAUAUUGGAUGAAGCACAUGAGAGGAGUUUAAACACGGACAUUUUGCUUGGUCUUCUGAGACGACUUGUUUCUAAACGUAAGCCGGAACUGAAGGUUGUCAUUACGUCUGCCACACUUGAUGGGGAGAAAAUGUCCGAUUUUUUUUUCAAAUGUCCCAUUGUAAGAGUUCCUGGGAAGCUGUAUCCCGUACAGAUACUUUAUAGCAAAGAGCGGCCGGUCAGCUACCUCGAUGGUGCAGUUCAGACGGCACUUGAUAUACAUGUAUCUGAGCCACCUGGAGACAUUUUGCUGUUUAUGACAGGACAGGAUGAAAUUGAGAAGGCGAUUGCAAAACUAGAAGAAGAAGUGCAAAGCCUCGAUGAAGGUUCUUGUAUGGAUGUUGUCAUAUUACCUCUGUACGGUUCCCUACCGCCAGAAAUGCAGGCCAGGGUAUUUGGACAACCGCCAGAUAAUUGCAGACGAAUCAUUGUCGCAACAAACAUUGCAGAAACAUCUCUCACAGUGGAUGGUGUCGUGUAUGUAAUUGAUCCAGGGCUAGUGAAGCAACGCCAGUACAACCCUGCCUCGGGAAUGGAUUCUCUUGCAGUAGUUCCGAUUAGCAGAGUUCAAGCUAUACAACGAGCUGGUAGAGCGGGACGAACACGCCCAGGAAGAUGUUAUCGGCUGUACCCUGAAGCUGCAUAUGAGCACGAAUUGCUUGCGGCCACUGUUCCAGAGAUUCAGCGCUCAUCCUUAGCAGGGACAGUGUUGCACUUGAAAUCUCUAGAGCUCCCGGAUAUAGAUAUCCUCGACUUCGACUUCUUGGAUCAACCUUCUCUGGAAUUGCUGGAAGACGCUCUGAGCCAGCUGUACAUAGUUGAUGCCAUUGAUAAAUCGGGGUCCAUAACAGCGCUUGGAAAACGGAUGGCUGAGCUUCCUCUUGAACCAGCUCUUGCUCGUGCAUUGAUUGCCGCAGAGGAGCUUGAUUGUCUUGGCCAGGCUCUGACCGUUGCAGCUGUGCUCUCCUGCGAAUCUAUAUUCUAUAAUGCGCCACGGCAGGGUAAAGAGAAGAAACGAGCCCGUGAACACGGGAGCUUACCAAAUGGUCGUGGACUCGGAGAUCAUAUUCAAUACUUGCAAAUAUACGAUGCAUGGGAAAAAAAUAAUUUUGAUUUGGAGUGGUGUAAAGAAAAUGGAUUGCAGAUAAGAGCUAUGAAAUUUGCCCGAGAUGUUAGGCGACAACUUGGUCAAAUUAUGCUGAGAAAGAAGAGAGAUGGCGAGCCAGAAAAAAGAGAAUCAAGGAGUCUUAGAAAGGUGGGUAGCGCUCGUGCUCUUCGUCAAGCUCUGUGCAAGGGCUUCGGGAAUCGGCUUGCGCACCGAUUGCCACAUCACAAUGGCUACCGCUGUAUAGGACACAAGUCACAGCUUGUUCAGAUUCAUCCAUCAGCUUGUCCUCUCGAAGUUGACGAGGAGGGUUUGUUUCCAGAAUGGGUUCUUUAUCAUGAACUUAUAUCAACAACUCAUCCUUUUAUAAGGCAUGUCUGUAUGGUCGAGGGCUCAUGGGUGGAACCACUCUUGAAAAAGAUGGACAACAUGGACAUACGAGGUCUCAGUGGACGGAAAACGUCAAUUGUUCCAGAGAAAAGAUUAGAAGAUGAUAAGGCAAUGGUCAUGGCCCGGACGGGAUCUCAGCAAGUACUUUCCAGUACAUUAGUUGACGCUGCACGUGAACGAUUUCUUGCUCGUAAGCAGUCUAAAGCUAACAAAUAGAAUACAAUGUUCUCGAGACUACAUUGUAACCUACCUCUCAUUUUGAUAGAUGACAAUUUCUGUUAUUCCGGGUAACUGGUAGUGGAAUAUUUCAGUUGACAGGAGGAUUAUGGAUUAUUGAUCAGAUAUUAUCUAUCUCUUCAAAGCUCAAAAUAAAGUGAAAUGUACAUUGUUGUG
Molecule: messenger RNA, 2932 nt
Organism: Marchantia polymorpha subsp. ruderalis
Lineage: Eukaryota; Viridiplantae; Streptophyta; Marchantiopsida; Marchantiales; Marchantiaceae
Source: the annotation of a GenBank genome assembly